CAGGCUGUACUCUGUUAUCCGAGGUUGAAGUAGACGUGGCAGUGACGUCAAUGCCGGAAACGACCCGGAUCGGAACUUUAACUCUCCUGGGUUGAUGAUUAGUUUCAACCAGAUAACACCGAGAGGGCUCCGAAAUACCAUGUAAUACCGACUCAAACAUGCGUGUACAUAUGUCCAUGAAGGAUACCCCACCUUGGAUGUGAGUUUUGUCUGCACACCGGGAGGUCUUCCUAUUAGUCCAUCACACACACAGAGAGAGCAGAGGAGAGAGCAGAGGAGGAAAAGGACCCCAGAGAGUCCCAGGUGGUUCCUGUUUUACCGGCGGCAAGAUGACGUGCCGUGACCGGACCCUUGAGUUCCAGUCAGCCUGUAAAUCUCUCCAGGGCAGACCGAAUGGAGUCCAGCCCAGUAAACCAAUUCUCAACGCCCUCAGGCAGCGGAGUGACUUCACAGUUAUGGCCAAGAGAAUUGGAAAAGACUUGAGCAAUACAUUUGCCAAACUGGAAAAGCUCACUAUUCUGGCAAAAAGAAAAUCUCUAUUUGACGACAAGGCAAUCGAGAUCGAGGAGCUAACGUACAUCAUUAAACAAGACAUCAACAGUCUAAACAAACAGAUAGCACAGCUGCAGGACCUGGUGAGGUCCCGCGGAGCUCCGGGUGGCCGACACAUCCAAACCCACUCUAACACUAUAGUGGUGUCAUUACAGUCCAAACUGGCUUCAAUGUCCAAUGACUUCAAAUCAGUCCUAGAAGUCAGAACAGAGAACCUGAAGCAGCAGCGCAGCAGGAGAGAGCAGUUCUCCCAGCCCCCUGUCUCGUCUUCUCCUUCGAUGACCAACAACUUCAGGAGCCGCAAAAAAGGGGCCCAGGAGCCGCAUGCAGCUCGCGAGCCGCGACACGGUUACCAGGGCAAUACAACCUCAAAUUUAAAAGAGAGCUCGGUCCUGAUGCAGGAUGAGUCCAGGAGUAUGGGGGAUGUAGCCAUCGAUAUGGACUCUCAGACCAAUCCCUUACAACUCCAGCUUAUUGAUGAGCAGGACUCGUACAUCCAGAGCCGUUCGGAUACCAUGCAGAACAUUGAGAGCACCAUUGUGGAGCUGGGCUCUAUAUUCCAGCAGCUGGCACACAUGGUCAAGGAGCAAGAGGAGACCAUCCAGAGGAUCGACGCUAACGUGGAGGACACCCAGCUGAACGUGGAGGCCGCCCACACAGAGAUCCUCAAAUACUUCCAGUCAGUCUCUUCCAACCGCUGGCUGAUGAUCAAGAUCUUUCUCGUCCUCGUCGUCUUCUUCAUCAUCUUUGUCGUCUUCUUUGCUUAACGAAAAGAGGUGCGAUUGAAAGGAGGGGAAGUGAAACUAAAGCUGGACUGAGACGACGAUGUCCAGACGACGUAUUUGAAGGACAGACUUUGCUAUCAAACGGACACUUUGAUGGAGGCUUGGGAGCCGCUCAGAUUAAUAAAGACUUCUCCAUUAAUACAAACUUUCCGGUUAUUCCCAAGCCACAGACUCUUGAUCUUAACUCGACGAUUCAGUGAAGAAUGAAGAUGUCGAACUCUGUCCAAAUGAGAGAAUAAAUUAUCUAAAAUCCCCACUUUGUAUAGAGAGAGAGAGAGAGAGAGCAAGAAGCUGCUCGGUAUUGACCAAUUAUUCAUAAACAUUUAAUCAAAAUGGCUAUAAUUUAAUGGUUUGAUUCUGCAAACUGUCUUUUAAUUUUGAUUUUCUUGUUUACCCCAUGUUAUCCAUUAUCAUUAUUAUUAUUAUUAUUAUUAUUAUUUCAAAGCCAAACAACAGGACUGGAGUUUAUCCUCAGAUCAUUUUGCUUCUUAGUUUACUAACUUUUUAUUGAAGAGCAUGACUGUGCCCCUUGUUCAUCAACAAUUCUUCAUUUAAUGCUAUUUUUUUAUUCUGUUAUGCUUUCAAACUUUGUUUGCCAAAUGGGGACUCGUAGAACUGUGACACAAUAUGAAGACACUUACUGCGGUCCAGCAUUUCGUGUUCUGUAGGCACAACAAGUUACAGACAGCUGAAGCGACUUUUGCUGGUGUUCUUCAGAUACAAGCUGUACGAGAUGUUGAUGAUAAGUUAGGUAACAACACUGUUUUAAAUGAAACGGUUUGGUUGUUAGCCAUUCGGCAGGUUGAAUGGUUUAAAAAGUGUAGACCUCGAACAUGAAGAGAGACUUCAGCACAUGAGUGAAGUAUCUGAAGGAUCCAUGUUUGACAUCAGUACUUAUGAAGGGGUUAGACUGGUUGUGAAAGCCCACUAAUGAAGUGACUCCAUCAGCCAGAUUCCCUGGAAGUGUCUGGUUGAACGCCGCUGUUGUAGUUGCUUCCCCUCUUAACGUCUCAGAUGUUAUUUAAAUGACCACAGCUUUUUAAAAAGAAAAGAAAACAUUCUUCCUAUUUUUUUCCCGGUCUGUUCUUUUUUUAGCCAAAUGCCUUGACUUCAGUGUAUAAAGUGCAAAUAGUGAUAAUGAUGUAUUGAUAAGAAAGUGCAUAUUAAUAAAAUGAUAAUGGGGUGCUGGCA
Molecule: messenger RNA, 2528 nt
Organism: Sebastes umbrosus (honeycomb rockfish)
Lineage: Eukaryota; Metazoa; Chordata; Actinopteri; Perciformes; Sebastidae
Gene: stx5a
Product: syntaxin 5A
Exons: 12
Coding region: 330-1319 (329 amino acids)
Biological process (GO): endoplasmic reticulum to Golgi vesicle-mediated transport; vesicle fusion; intracellular protein transport
Cellular component (GO): endomembrane system; SNARE complex; Golgi membrane
Molecular function (GO): SNARE binding; SNAP receptor activity
Source: RefSeq, a predicted model, not a curated record